Catharus ustulatus (Swainson's thrush) is the source of this 9617-nucleotide messenger RNA. It is a transcript of the gene FAM219A, whose product is annotated as family with sequence similarity 219 member A. The record is from RefSeq and is a predicted model, not a curated record. The coding region runs from base 177 to 734 and encodes 185 amino acids. NCBI's taxonomy places the organism in Eukaryota, Metazoa, Chordata, Aves, Passeriformes, Turdidae. The transcript has 6 exons.
CGGAAGCGGCGCGGCUGAGUCACGGCGGCGGCGGCGAUGAGGCAGCCGCAGCCGCGGGCGGUGUCGUUGUCAUUGUCGCUGUCGCUGUCUCCUCUCGGCGCCUGAGGAGCCGCCCGUGCGUGCCCGCCCGCCCUGCUCCCCGCGCUUCGCCCGCCGCGCUCGGCGCCGCCGCCAAGAUGAUGGAGGAGAUAGACCGGUUCCAGGUGCCCGCCGUGCGCGCCGAGAUGCAGCCGCUGGAUCCAACAGCUGCAGCUAUUUCGGACAGAGAUUGUGAUACGAGAGAGGGAGAGACUGUAGCCAUGAACUAUAAGCCAUCCCCGCUUCAAGUGAAAUUAGAGAAGCAGAGGGAGCUGGCUCGGAAGGGCUCCCUGAAGAAUGGCAACAUGGGAAGCCCAGUUAAUCAGCAGCCCAAGAAGAACAAUGUGAUGGCACGAACAAGGCUCGUCGUACCCAACAAGGGCUACUCGUCGCUAGACCAGAGUCCAGAUGAAAAGCCCCUGGUAGCCCUGGAUACAGACAGUGAUGAUGACUUUGAUAUGUCCAGAUAUUCCUCCUCGGGAUACUCAUCAGCUGAGCAGAUCAACCAAGACUUGAACAUCCAGCUGCUAAAGGAUGGGUACCGGUUAGAUGAGAUCCCAGAUGACGAGGACCUCGACCUAAUCCCCCCUAAAUCGGUCAACCCUACCUGCAUGUGUUGCCAAGCCACCUCCUCCACCGCCUGUCACAUCCAGUAGUGAGGCCGGCAGGCUGUGAUCAGUGCUUUCCACUAUAACUGUAAAACUUAACAGCCAUUGCUUCCUCCUAUGGUAGGACGUGCACCUCUUUGUGUUCAUGGAGCCAGGAGAAACCAAAAAAUUCAUUUUAUGAUUGGUUGAUAACUUAUUUUAAACUAUGGUAAAACAAAAGAGAAGUUGCUCAAAGUGCCAGGCAGUGCCUGGCAGAACUGACUGGUCUGAAAAGCGAAUGCAGAGGGGUCCAGAGAUACCUCCUUGGUUUGUUUAGGCACUGGGGAUAUUUUGUAAAGUGUCUUUUUUCAGAAUGGGAGAGGUCAGAUGGGACUUCAGGUAAUCCUGCCCAUUGAAACCAAUCCAUCUGCAAGAUUAGGGCAAGUUGGAGGUAUCAAAAUGUUUUACCAAUGUGAGGAAGUCAGUUCUUAAUUCAUUCACUAAACCUGUUUCAUUUGCAUAACCAAAAUGAUAUUAUAACUGGGGCACAGGAAUGGGGACGGACCAGGGCAUCCUUUCUUAUGGCAAGGCUAGCCAGGACUAGCACCACACAAUUCAUUCACUUGCAAAGGGACAAAUAGGUGACAUUUCACUGUGAGUCAGUACUAGCUAGAGCUGUUGUGUCACAUAGCCAAUGCAAUCUGCCUUGAGCACCACAUUAAAUUACCACUAAACACAUCAGAUUCGAUCUGCAAUCUACUCAUGCACUUCAAGGAUUUGCUCAUUGCCCAGGAAUACCAACCGUGCUUGUGACUUCAGUUCAGUCACGUAUUCUGACUUCAGCCUGUAUUUAAUCCCUGUCCGACCCAUCUCUUUCCAAAAAUCUUAGACUUUGUUCAACUGAGAAGAAAUUAAUCCUGCAUGAGUCAGGACUAGAGAUGAACGAUGGUGCUGGAAAAGCUAGUUGAAGAAAGAACAUUGUAACAGUGCUUAACUUGGCAUUGUGUCUCUGGGUGCCUGUGGGAGAGGCUCAUUAAUGCUGAAGUCAUCAGUGUGGUGGGGGUCAGACUUGAGAGAAAUUUUCAGCAACAGCAGAGUUAUGAACAGAUUCAGCUGAAAGAUGCCCAUGUGCAGAAACACUCCCCAUCACUCCCCAUCUGCCCAGUUGUGAGCCAGUUAUGGUCCCAGGUCAGGAGCACUUGGGUUUUAUUUGGUGCUGGAAAAGUUAGGAAACCUGUUACAUUAGGUUGCUGGCCUAAGCUCCCAGUUCCCCAGCAGAUGGUUUUGAAUGCAGAAUCACUUCUGGAAUUAGGAAACAUGUCCUCUCACUGGCUUCAGCAUAUGCAGGGGAUGGGCUGGCAUUUUUCUUGGUGUUGAAAUCUUUCGCCAUAGGCACAAUUCUUGUGUUUUCAGAAGGAAGAACCACCUGCCUUGCAUCAUCACCUGCUCUGUAGCCUGGGAAAGGAAAAAAUGAGGGCAGUUCUGAGCUUCUCAGCAGAAUUCCUGAGUCACAAAGCAGAGCCUGAGUUGUACCACCACAGACAGAUCCCCCAUCUGAAAUCUGUAUGAAGUGAGCUGAGUCUGUGAGAAGUCCUACUCAUAAUUAGCAAGAGAUUUUUUCAGCAUCCUGGGCUUUUACUCUCUGCAGUGCGAAGCUUGAUACCAGCCACAGUGUGAGUGAAAGAGCAGGCACACAAGAUUCAUGGGCUUAUUUAUUUGAUGGUAUUGACAGCUUUUAAAGCUAUUCUUGUCCCCUCUCCCUAAAACAACGUGCUGCCACCCUGAUUCCAGGCCAUAGAAAGAGGACUAGAAUGGUACUGUUUUCUGAGCAUCCCUGCCUCUUCUACUAACCAUCCUCUGUUAGAGGAAGUGGUGGUUAAUUGCCCAGCUCCUGAAGGGGUUCUGUUUCUCAAGUGAAUCCAUCUCCUUUUCUCACCACCUGGUAGUGCUGAGGGGGAAUAUUUCCAAAAUACAACUCAGGUUGAGAUUAUCUAAUUGUCUGGAGCUGGAGGAAGUAGAAAGUAGAGAGAAAUAUAAAAGGGAAAAGCAUUCCUUAAGGAGUCUUUUUCAAUGGGGAAUGUAGUUAAAACCUAAUAGAAAUUCCAUUGUCAAACCAAAUCCUACAUGGACAUGACCAAGGCUCUUUAAAUCUUCACUCUUCUGGAGAGGCACUUUGCAGUUCAGCACUGGUAUCAUGGAAUGUCUUCAUCACAUUCAUCCUCCUGGGUCAGUCUCUGUGCCUUCCAGCCAGGCUGCACACACUCAGCCUUUCCCACAGCCCUUGCUCAGGAGCUUGGAGCAUUUCGGAGUGCCUGCUAGAACAACAAGCCAUCUCUUCACCUAGGCCAGCCCCCGAGGGCUGCACAUCCCAUGCUGCCAUCACAGAAUCAUGCCAUCCUCUAGGUUCAAAAACACCCUUAAGAUAACUGAGUCCAGCUAUAACCAAGCACUGUCCUGUUCAGUCCAGGAUAGAAUGAGGCUUGCUGUCACUGUUAUCUCUCAGGGUUAACAUCUCUCCUCGAGGGACAGACUUGUCCACUUAGUGGACUUGGCAGUGCGGGAUUAACAGUUGGAUUCUGUGAUCUUAAAGGUCUUUUCCAAUCUCAGUGAUUCUAUGAUACGCAUUGUCCCAUGGCACCAUGACCAAGUCCUUUUAUUGCGCGUUGCUGGUUUUUGCCUGCCAUGUGCCCUGAGACAUUCCCCAGCCCUGCAACUGCCUUUCAGCCCUUUGCAUUUUGUGAUGUGCAUCUGCUUCUAGCACAACCCUUUAGGGAGGGAGGGAGGGAGAUGAAUUCAGAUGUCCUACCCAGUGCUUCCUCCAAAUACAAAGUGAAGCACAACUCAAGUGUUUUUGCCUGUGCACAGAAGGAGUUGGUUGGAGAAAUAGUUGGUUUGGCAUGACAGUACAGGACCAUAAAAUGGCAAUUUUUUGGCUUCUCCUCUCUAUGCUUUGUGUUCAUAUAUUUUAUUAGGGGAAUAAUGUAGAAAGGGUGGGGAAAAGUAGUUACCUAUGUAGGGUUGUUAUCAGAAAGGCUGAGUGGCUUAAGGCAAUGCACAUGUGGCUGUCAUAGAAAACUGAACACUAACCGUUAUGAACUGCAGCCCCUUCAGCAGAUUAUGACCAUACAGCAUGCUUGUUGGCUCAUUAUGGAAUACUGAGGACUGCCCAUUGGUAUGUGUCAACCACAGAUGAGGCUGGCUCCCCCUGUCUGGUCUGUUGUUCAGACCUUUGCUUAAGCCAGCAGGUUUUCCAUAUGCCCUCAGUCACAGAAUGGAUAAGGCUGGAAGGGGCCUCAGUGGGAUCAUCUGAUCCAACCUCUCUGCUCAAGCAACCCUUGUUGGAGGUUAUGCUGUGGUGAUUUCCUGGGAAGGUGUGGAGAUAGAUGACUAUCCUGGCACUGCUCUCCUUAGACCAGUCUUUGCCACCAUGACCAGAAGAAGGCAGAAGGCAAGAGAGACUGACUCUCUGUCACAGCAUUUCUACAAAAUCUACAGAGCUGCUGGGUGCCCUCCUAAAUGCAGAUGGCAUGAAGGAAAGAAAAUUGUUCCUUCCUCCGGUCUUUGCACCAAACAAGAUGGCCCUCUCAGGCCACGUUUUCAAUCCAAAGUUGUACAGAAAACCAAGGGGAAGACACGAUGGAGUAUGAAAUGCUGUAUGUCACUGUCUACCUAAAUUACCAUGCAAACAGGAUAUAAGGAUAUUGCCUCCUGAAUGGAAUUUGAAUUUGAUGCCUCCUAAAGCCAGACUGGGUUUUUGUUAGGAUUUUAUGUAAUGUCAGUCACCAAAUUACAAGAGUUUCAGCAAAUCCUUUUCUAUUAUCAGAUGUUAAUCUGAUAAAAUACCAUCUAAUAUUCUUUAAUGUGAGCUGGAUUUGAACUCUGGGGUCUCAGCACUCUGUUCCAUCUCUCUUGUCCCCAAAUUCCACAUUUCCAUCCUUUAGGAGGAGGAACAUCCUGCUAGUCUUGAGGAAAGUCUAUAGAUAGCAUGGUCAUGUCUGCUUUUCUGGUGUUUGUAAAUAAACUUCAGCUGAAAGGAGAGUGAUGCCCAUCCUGAAGGCUCAUUUGAUAUCUGACCAGACACAUCUUGAAGUCAACCCUUGGAAGAGCCAGUGGGUGAUAGCUCACAUUGCUGCAUGCCUGUCCCUGACAUGUGCUUGGCCAUUGGAUCUGCUGUGCUGUUCUGGCUGACCUGCCUGCAGAUGCCUUGUAACUGCAAAAGCAGGUGACCCAUUCCUGCGUCAUGGACUUUGAAAGGACAGCUUCCCCACAGACAAGAUGGAUUCAGCUCCUUCUGGUAUGUUUCACUAGCUCUUGUCCCAAAAGAAGGCACCCACUGCAUUCAGCUUUUCACUGUCUGACACACAAGUCUGCAAUCCUGAACAGAAUCCUUUCCUUUCCAUGCACUGUCUGAUCCUGGGCUGGCCUGCAGGCUGUGCAGGAGAAUGCAGGAGGCUUGAAAAACGCAGUGCCCUGUGUGUGACUCAACAGAAACAUGAAGAUGCUUUUGAAGAAAGGAGGGACCCAGCUGGGCAACAGAUGGAAAACAGGAAAAGGAAAACAAGCAAUAACUGGAAAGAUUGCCAAGUACUGUCUUGGCCUAGGGCAGAUCCCCGUUGUCCGAGUUGAUCUGUCUCAGUGCAGUGCUGAUGGCAGCUGGGAGCAAAGCUUGCUUUCAGAUAUACACACUAGAAACAUCUUGUCCCUGAGCUGGCACUGCAGCCAAAUACAGCCCUGGCAGGUCUGCUGGACUGUUAGAGCACAGAAAUGAGAUCUGGGAUCCUUGCUGCUGUUGGUAUUUGCAAGUCACAUCUCUUGAUGUCCAUUCCCUUCUGGAGCACAUGGGAGAAACCUGCCUUCCCAAAGUGCUACCACCAUCCUGCAUGGAUACUGCCAAGUGUGAGAGGCACCAUUGAUAGGUCAGUUCUGCAAGCAGGAUGUAAAUACCAUGCUAUAAAAAUUUAAUUCCUAUUUUCAGAGUACUAUUCUGCUUUAACUCUGUUUGCCAUCUUCUGAUGUUCUUGCCACAUGACGGAAUGCAGCGGGGUGGAGGCUAGUACAGAGGUUAAACAUCUUUGGAGAAAGAUGUUUGUCAAGGAUACGUUAACUAGUUACAUGUCAGCUGAUUGUUGCACAACUGGCUUCUGAGUUUGCCUGCUCCCAGAGGGAACAAAGAUUUGUACGAAGAUUUGGUGGCCCAACAGCACCAUCCGCUGAUAGCAGAAUUAAGGAGUUUAGGAGUGUAGCUUGGAAUGGCAAGUAGUGAUGAAGGGGAACAGAAGACUGAAAGGCUCAUUUUUGGGAUAUUCCCAUGGCAGUUUCAUGCUCUUGCUUUGAUCAUCUUAGCUUUUAGAUGGGUGGUUCUGCCUGGGCUCCUGGCUUCAAACUCACCUGAGGUAUUGCCACUCUUACCUAGAGAGCUGAAGGCUUUGGUAUCUGGCUGCUGCUUGGCUCAGCAAGUUUGGGCUGCAUGUUCAAAAGCAAUAUCUGCAUAGAAGAUCAGUGCUGCAGGGCUAGCUGGGAAGGCAUGGAAAGGUCUUCAUUUUAAGCUGCUUUUCACCUCUAGGCAUACUUGUCUCUUCCUUUCAAGGCUCAGUUGUAAGAGGGAUUGCUCCAAACCACACCUCAUCAGACAAACCCCCCUUUGUUACAGAACCACACAAGACCUGAAGCAGAAGGGCCAGGAAUUUAGCAUAAAGGGAGAAUUUAUGACCUGGGAUUAUCUACAAGGGGUUUCUCAUAGGUGUUGUGGUUCGUAUUUUAACUCCUGGUGUUAUGCAGCUGAGCUGCUGCAUUGCUUCCCAAAAAUUAUGGCUACCUUUGCCCCACUUGACAUUGCUGACAGUCCCAGGAUGACAGCAGCUGGAUGCUGCCUGAGUGCACCUUUGACAGCUUGCUGGAGAGGCAGAGGCUGGGACUGACAGAUCACACAAAGCACAGCCUCAUGGCCCACACAGGCAUGCAGCAAACCAUGUCAGAGCAGCACAGACACCGGCAGGACAGGUUGAAGCUUUCCCCGGUGCCUCUGCAGAGCAGCUUUUCCCAUUGCUGUAAAGACCCAUUUGCCACUGGUGGUGACUUUGAGCCUUUUGCUUUCUCUAAAAAGCUGCUCCAGCAAAAGAUGGAUUUGCUCCUCAAAGGUGCUGUGACUGAUGGUGCUUGGCCUGUGGAGGUAUUUCCAUGAUAAACGGUGAUACAGGUGGUGGGAUUGGAUCAAGGGUUGGAAGCUACAAAAUAAACCUCAUUGAAUGUGACCAUGUCAGACAGUCACUGGAAAGCAGUGCAGUAGGCACCAGGAAAAGAAAAGGCUACUGAAAGGCCAUGCUAAGUCCCAUAGCUGGUGGGGUAUUUACCCUCCCAGAGCAGCAUUUCUCCCCUAGCUGCCCAGGUGAGCUCCCUGGGAAGUACUGCUCUUCACCCAGGCUGCCUUUUUGCUUUUGCAACCUAAAUAAGCUGCAACUCCAUUUGGUACCCACCUUCCUCAAGCCUUUACGAUUUGGGAGACACAGUUUAUUGUUGAAAGAUGUAAUACAGACACAUAGAAAGAGCAGAAAAACUUGGGCAAGGACUCUUCAUGAUAGACUUUCAUACCCACUCCCGGUUCACAGAUGUGUCUGUUUAGUUUCUUUGCAUGGAGAAGCUGUGGUAGCAGCUGUGUUCAGUUUGUGGCUGCCUCUGUCCUAAGACAAGCCCCAUGUAAAAGCCAGGCCAGCUGUAGAUCAUUGAACAUGAUCAGGUGAGAAUCAGACAGGAGGGUGGGAUUUCUCUUCACCCACAUGAAGGCUGUGGAGCUGAGGAUUCACCAAAUUUGUGCAAAACCUGGUGAGAUUCAGCCCACCAAGCUGGAUGCCUUCACCCUCCUGGCCUGAGUUCUGUGGGUCCAGGUCUGCAGAUCAGGUCCCAGACCUGCCAGCCCACAUGCUCCUGGUGUGGGCUGGAGCCCUUGCAGCAGAGGCCUUAGUGGGAAGCCUGUUGCCUCUGCUCUUGCUGCACUGGGGCAGGAUGCUGUGUGACACUGGUGGGGCUGUAGUUCUGCCAGGAGAAAGACUCUGGUGGAGGAUGAAGUCUUUGCAGUGGAGACAAUUCAGGAAGUUGGGUUUUUCCCCCUCCCCUUUUUGCACUUUUUAAACCCUUUUUACUCCUUCCACAGAGGUUUUUGAACCUUCAGUUUAAUAAGGGAGAUGAGCUGCCAUUAAAUAGGUUUUUGAAGGGUCUGAAGGCAGGUGCUGGCUUGCAUGCAGAGCCGGUCUGUGCCUGACAUGAUUUCCAGACCUCGUUGUCCAACCUGUAGCAGAGUCACCCCAUGAGCUGGGCAAGGACUGGGGUGGGAGGGUCAGCACUGGCCAUCAUGCCAAACAGCCAUGGCUUCCCAAACUGAAGAAGAAUCAGACCAGGAAAUGGGGGAAGGAGCAACCGCAGUAGAAGGAUAGCUAGUUGUCACAAGUAAUCUUCGGUAUCCGUGUCCAGUGGUUAGUCCUAGAAUUGCAAGCCUUGUUAUAUUGCACACACGUCCUCCUUCCACUCCCCUUUUAUCAAAGCAGCCGUCGCCUUUCUUCCCUCUGCCCCAUGCACUAGUGAUGAGCGUCAGAGGCAGUUGCACCAAAGUGAUUCUCAGCCCAGUUCUGCAUCCCCCUUUCUCACCCAAACCCAAGGCAACCUGGACAGUUGUUGGCCUUCACGAGUCUAGUAAUUCCAGUUGGGUUUCUUUCCUUGUGUUUCGUGGCUUCCUUCCCACACACUCUAGCAGGGCAGUACAGGAGGCUCUGACCAUGUCCCAGGAAGUUUCUUUGCCCCCAGCAGCACCUUGCAGACAUGCACCUUACUGGGAAUGUACUGGGUCGAUGCUGGUGAGAUCUGGCACUGCCGAUCUUGAAUGGGUGGCAGCUGAUGGGGAUCCACCCAAGGAAGUUGGCAGAAAGUGGCUACUGUCCCUUUUCUUUUCUUUUUUGAGGGAGAGAGGGAUUUUUUUGGCAUUACAAUUAUAGUCCAUCUUCCAGUGGCCAAGUUCUGGGCUGCAUUAAUAAUGGGGUUUAUUGACUGUCCAGGCAGGUGUGGAGCUCUGCACUAACCUUAAUAGCAAAUGUCAUGGCUGUAGCCAGAGCCUGCAUACAGGAUGGGUUUCUUCCAUGCUGGCAAAGUACUUUCAGCAGGCUCCAGAUGGACACUUCUGACAGACAGAGAAACAGCACUCCUCCAAGUCCAGAUCAAAUCUGCACUUCCAUUUUGUGUCCUCAGCAUGGAAAAAAAUCAACCUAAGCAAAUGCCUUCCAGUCUCUAUUCCCCGUGUGGUGGGAGGCAUUUCAGGGUCACCAAAAGCAAGAUCCUUUUUGGAUUUAUUUAGAGGAAAUACAUUUUAGGACGGGAGACCUCCUGACCUUUGUGUUAAUCUCAAGAGCAGGAGAUGAAUUUCUGGCUGUCCUUGCAUAUAGUGAAAUAUAGCUGAAACAGCCAAACGCAAAUAGAGUUAAAUGUAGGGUUUGACCUGAAUAACCUUUUAAUUAGGAAGAUAAAUUUGUUGUAGCUUGACCUUAGUCCUUGUUAGGAACCUGCUAAUCAUUUGACAUGCAGAGUGUAUUAAUGCUGCACUUAACUUGGCCAUUGUUUUUUUUAUCUGGUUUUGGGAGUUUUUUCACUCCUGAAGCAUCAAUCUGCAUCUUGUAUGGGUUUUCUUUUUUUGCCAUUCAGAUCAGGUAGCACACUGUUGUAUUUUUGUUCCCGUCUGUGUAGAGUAUUGCCUUAAACUGAUCAGUUGUGUUAUGGUUUGUUUUGGGUUUUCUCUUUUCUACCAUCAGUUUUAUGCAUUAAUUUAUUUUAAAAUGUGGGAGUUUUUUUCGAAAACAUGAAAAACAUGUAUAAUAUUUUUUUUAACAUUUCCAUUGCAGUAUUUAUCAUUGUUACUGGUUGUGUGUAGUGUAACGGAAUUAAUGAUAUUAAAAAGCAUACAUAUGAAAACCA